This is a messenger RNA of Setaria italica (foxtail millet), 1977 nucleotides long. Its product is annotated as transcription factor bHLH19. The transcript is spliced from 5 exons. Gene Ontology annotation, molecular function: protein dimerization activity. The coding region runs from base 368 to 1336 and encodes 322 amino acids. The record is from RefSeq and is a predicted model, not a curated record. NCBI's taxonomy places the organism in Eukaryota, Viridiplantae, Streptophyta, Magnoliopsida, Poales, Poaceae.
GGCAAAAAGAAGAUAAUACGAGAUCUUCAAGGAUCAGGGCAGUGAUGUCAAAACAAAAUAAAGUAGAUCAAAGAGGAAUGGAUUGGCGUUGGAGAAAAUAAAAUAGGAACGGCAUGUGCAGAUCCAACCAUGCAAUCGUGCAAAUAUUUGGUAGCAGCUCGUUGGUCACCUCAAUACUUGGCCUUUUCUGAGAAACGCAAGGAGCACGUGAACGCCUUCUUCGGAAUAGUAAGGGCCAAAAUUCACACCACGAUCGAGACCUGUAUAUAAGCAGGCACCGGUCGGUCAGAGAACAGUCAAGAAACAUUUGGGGCUUUGGGAGGAGGAAAACAGGUUUAACACAGGAGGAAAAAUCGAAAGUGAUUCGAUGGAUGGAUUGAACCAAUGGCAUGCACAUCCGGAUCCUGAGGACGAGCUGGCAUACAUGUACCAGCGGCAAGAAGAGUACGCCAUGAUGCAGGGCAUGCAGCAGCAAUAUACAUUGCCACCAGCAAUGGCGCCGCCGCCUAUAGCUGGGCCUUCCUCGUCCCGUCCUCCUCAUCCUCGUCACAGCUCCACCAGUUUCCGGGGCGGCUUUGGGGUCCCGCCGGCAUUGCCCAGCCUGCCGUUCGGAGAGGUGGCAGUGAAGAACGAUCCAGGGCAGCCGUCGUCGUCGAGCCAUCGCAUCCUCUCCUUCGGCGGGCAGCUUCCUGGCACCAUCGACAUUUCCGGAGGAGACUGGCCGGACGGCAUCGAAGCGGCGCUGCAGUUGCCGGCGCCGGAGAGGCGGAGCCGGGCGCACUUCUGGAACACGCAGAAGCAGCACGUCGUCGCCGAGCGCAAGCGGCGCGAGAAGAUGCAGCAGCAGUUCGUGGCGCUGGCCACCAUCGUCCCCGACCUCACCAAGACGGACAAGAUCUCUCUUCUAGGGAGCACCAUUGAGUACGUCAAGCAGCUUGAGGAGAAGGUGAAGACACUGAAGGGACGAAGUGCGAGACGAAGAAUGUCCAAACCCACUGUCUUCGAGAGCAAGUAUCGCAUAUCGACUGACGGUAGUGACACCUCAGGCUCCAGUGAGAGCGCCUUCAGUGCAGGUGGGUUUAGCCCGACCGUUGAGGCAAGAAUCCAUGGCGAUACCGUCCUGCUGAGAAUAUGGUGCAAGGAUAGGAAAGGAGUGCUGGUGAUGCUAAUCUCGGAGCUUGAGAAACAAGGUCUCUCUAUCAUAAACACCAGUGUUCUACCAUUCACAGACUCGUGCCUCAAUAUCACCAUCACGGCAAAGAUUGGAGAAUGCUUUUCGACAACUGUUGAGCUUGUAACCAAACUGACCACGGCUCUUAGAGGUUUCAGUACUUGAGACGGGAAAGGAAAAUGAGUAUCAAGGAAAAUGUAAAUCAAGCCUUCUGUUUGCUUUGGAAGUUAUUAUUUUUUUUCUUGUUUUUUUCUAAAGGGUAGCCGGGGAGACUGGAGAGAGGGGAUACUGAAGCACAUUUGAAACGAAUACCUUGUACAAAUCCUCUCUCUCUGCAUGCGUUGUGUUGUGUACAUUCUUUCAUUUGAUUUCUUCCGUUCAUCUUUUAAAAACAAGAACAAUAGAACAGGACUGUCAGAAUUCCAGGAGUACGAUGUCCAAAAGCAUGACAACUUACAUGAUUGAUAAACAACAAGCACUCAGUCAAGUAUAAAUGCACGAGUGAUAACAUGAUUGCAUAAUGCAUUUCAGGAAUGUUCUCUCGAGACGCAUGCACUUGAGGAUCGGAGCCCGUCUCCAAAAGGAGUACUUAGUAAUUCGAGUGAAACCGGCCGCGACAGGCGCGUUAGUGACACACUGCGGCCGGUGGAACUCGGUGCUGGAGACUAGGAACUUUGAAACAGGGAACGGCAUUCCAGCAUCUUGAUGUUUUUCAGUUUUUUUAGUAAAGACUCAAAACCGACCGGUGUCUGAGUUUACUGGUGCUUGCUGCUUAUGAUGUUCGUACUUCUUCAUUCAAAUUCCAA